Molecule: messenger RNA, 2064 nt
Organism: Glycine soja
Lineage: Eukaryota; Viridiplantae; Streptophyta; Magnoliopsida; Fabales; Fabaceae
Product: LEAF RUST 10 DISEASE-RESISTANCE LOCUS RECEPTOR-LIKE PROTEIN KINASE-like 1.2
Biological process (GO): protein phosphorylation
Molecular function (GO): ATP binding; protein kinase activity
Source: RefSeq, a predicted model, not a curated record
CCCAAAUUAUGUCGCAUGUCCACCUAAAACCUGCGCCAACAACAACCAAAGUAUAAGCUAUCCCUUUUACAUCGAAGGAACACAAGAACCUUUUUGUGGGAACCCUGGUUUUGCCAUCUCUUGUGGCCCAAAUGGUUUUCCAAUCCUCAAUCUGUCUAUACCCAUUACAUCAUUCAUCAGAUAUUUACGAAAAUCAGACCCUUCGAGUGUCCAAUGCUGCGUUUUCAGUUUCACGGUCAAACACCACCAAUUCCAAAGGUUGUCUUCCUGUUCCUCUUACUCAUAAUCUCACUCUUCCUAGUACCCCCGAGUUCGAUAUUGCUCCGAAUCAAUCAAACAUGAGAUUGUUCUACGGCUGUGAGUCAUUAUUACCUUGGCCGGAAGAGCACAGAGUUGGGUGUUCUAACGAAACGAGUUCAGUUCUGGCAUUCUAUAAAGAGGAUAAAAAUAUAAGCUUGGUGUCAAAGAAUUGCAGGGGCGAGGUUGUGGAUACGAUAGUGGAAGAUGGAAUAAUUGAAGGAGGGGUUGAAGAAGCGUUGAGAAAAGGGUUGUUGCUGACGUGGAAGGCCGGUAACUGCAGCGACUGCCACAGCAGUGGAGGGAGGUGCGGCUUCGAUUCAAUUAUGUACACUUUCAGGUGCUUCUGCACUGACAGAGUUCAUUCUGCCAAAUGUGAUCCUGAUAAUGGUCCAGUUAUAAAAAAAGGGUCGAGUUUGAAACUGGUUAUAGGUAUUGGAAUCCCAAGCAUGUUGGCAAUUGGGUUGCUGUUUCUCUUUCUACUCUACAAACGAAAAUAUGCUACCUCAGGCGGACAAUUGGAGUCAAGAGAUUCUUAUUCUGAUUCCUCCUCAAAUCCUCAUCGAGAAAGUAGUAGCGAGUACUUUGGAGUUCCACUCUUCUUGUAUGAGCAGCUUAAAGAAGCAACAAAUAAUUUCGACCAUACUAAAGAACUUGGUGAUGGAGGCUUCGGUACUGUCUACCAUGGGAAACUCCCAGAUGGACGUGAAGUUGCCGUGAAGCGCUUAUACGAGCACAACUGGAAGCGAGUAGAACAGUUCAUGAACGAAGUCAAGAUCCUCACACGUUUGCGUCACAAAUAUCUUGUGUCACUCUAUGGCUGCACUUCACGGCACAGCCGUGAACUCCUGCUCGUGUAUGAAUACAUUUCAAAUGGCACUGUAGCAUGUCAUCUCCAUGGAGAAUUAGCGAAGCCUGGCUCGCUACCGUGGUCUAUACGAAUGAAAAUUGCCAUAGAGACUGCUAAUGCAUUGGCUUAUCUCCAUGCCUCUGACAUCAUUCACCGUGACGUGAAAACAAACAACAUUCUCCUUGACAACAACUUUUGUGUUAAGGUAGCCGAUUUUGGGCUUUCAAGAGACUUUCCCAACAAUGUCACACAUGUCUCCACAGCUCCACAAGGGUCCCCGGGUUACCUUGACCCUGAAUAUUACAAUUGUUAUCAGCUUACUAGUAAGAGUGAUGUGUAUAGUUUUGGAGUUGUGCUUAUUGAGCUAAUAUCAUCCAAGCCUGCAGUUGAUAUGAACAGGAGCAGGGAUGAGAUUAACUUGUCAAAUCUAGCCGUGAGGAAGAUUCAAGAAAGUGCAAUUAGUGAGCUGGUUGAUCCUUCUCUUGGUUUUGAUUCAGAUAAUGGGAUUAAGGGGAUGAUAGUUUCAGUGGCAGGGUUGGCUUUUCAGUGUUUGCAAAGGGAAAAGGACUUGAGACCUUCUAUGGAUGAAGUGUUGGAUGAACUGAGGAGAAUUGAGAGUGGGAAGGAUGAGGGAGAGGUUCAAGAUGAGGGUGAUGUUAAUGGUGCUGUAGUUUCACAUAGUUCUGCACAUUCACCACCACCAGCCUCACCUGAGUGGGAAGAAGUUAGAUUGUUGAGGAGUAUAAAGCCUACUUCCCCAAACACUGUCACUGAUAAAUGGGAAAGUAAAUGUACUACCCCUAAUAUCAGUGGUUAAUCAUUUGGUCUAUUAUUAAUUGUUGACAAUCCGUUUUUAGUUUUUACCAUAUCAACUUUCACCUCAUUAUUAGUUGAGUCCCAGUAUCAUGAUCGCCUCA